Molecule: messenger RNA, 2714 nt
Organism: Thunnus maccoyii (southern bluefin tuna)
Lineage: Eukaryota; Metazoa; Chordata; Actinopteri; Scombriformes; Scombridae
Product: NACHT, LRR and PYD domains-containing protein 12-like
Exons: 5
Coding region: 216-2714 (832 amino acids)
Molecular function (GO): protein binding
Source: RefSeq, a predicted model, not a curated record
GGAAGAGGAGGGGUGUUUCUGUGGAGGAGCAGCAGUCCUGCUGUUCUUUGUGUCAGGACGUCCUGAAGGAUCCAGUCUCUACCAGCUGUGGACACUGGUUCUGCAGACAGUGCAUCAGCUCAUACUGGGACCAGUCUGCUCCAUCAGGAGACUCCUCCUGUCCCCAGUGUGCAGAAAGAUCCAGAACCAGACCUGGACUGCAGCAGGGGGGCAUAAUGGUGAAACUUAAAGAGGAGCUCUGGGAAACUCUGGAGGAAUUACACAAAGAUGCGUUUAAGAAGUUCAAGUGGUUCCUGAACCAGGAUGACAUCCUGGAGGGCUUUAAAGGCAUCCCAGUGGCUCAGCUGGAGAAAGCAGGAAGGCAGGACACAGUGGAUCUAAUGGUACAGAAACAUCAGGAUCAUAGAGCUCUGCAGCUGACCAUGAAGAUUUUAGAAAAGAUCAGCAGGAAUGAUCUGGUGCAGCGUUUACAAAACUCCCACUCAGGACCAAAAGCAGAAAGUGGUCUGCAGGACGUUUCAGAUUUAUAUAAGAUCUAUAAGAUCAGAAUGAGGAGGAAAUGUCAACAUGUGACUGAAAGACCUGAUGCAGAGAGUAGAACCCUCCUCAAUAGGAUCUACACUGAGCUCUACAUCACAGAGAUACAGAGUGAUGCCCUACAUGAAAUGAGACAGCUUGAGACAGCUUCCAAGACAAAGACCCUCCUUGACACUUCAAUCAAGUGUCACGACAUCUUUAAAGCCUUACCUGACCACGAGAAAUACAUCAGAGUCGUUCUGACGAACGGCGUUGCUGGCAUUGGAAAAACAUUCUCAGUGCAGAAGUUCACUCUGGACUGGGCAGAGGGCCUGAAAAACCAAGAUGUCAGUCUGGUGAUUCUGCUUUCGUUCAGGGAGCUGAACUUGAUCAAAGAUGAGCGGUACAGUCUCCUCAAGCUGAUCCAUGAAUUCCAUCCAACAUUACAGAAGGUCACAGCAGAGAAGCUCGAUGACUGUAAAGUUUUGUUCAUCUUUGAUGGCCUGGAUGAAAGCAGACUUUCACUGGAUUUCAAGAGCAAUGAGGUUUUGUCUGAUGUCACACAGAAGUCAUCAGUCAACGUUCUGUUGACAAACCUUAUCGAGGGGCAUCUGCUUCCCUUGGCUCUCAUCUGGAUAACUUCCCGACCUGCAGCAGCCAAUCAGAUCCCUCUGACAUGUGUUGACAGGGUCACAGAAGUACGAGGCUUCAAUGAUGCCCAGAAGGAGGAGUACUUCAGGAAGAGAUUCAGUGAUGAAGAGGUGUCCAGCAGAAUCAUCUCACACAUCAAGACAUCCAGGAUUCUCCACAUCAUGUGUCACAUCCCAGUUUUCUGCUGGAUCACUGCUUCAGUUCUGAAGCACAUGUUGACUACAGACCAACGAAGAGAGCUGCCCACGACCCUGACUGACAUGUACUCACAAUUCCUGCUGGUUCAGACAAAGAGGAAGAAGCAAAAGUAUGAUGAAGGACAGGAGACGAGUCCACGGGAGCUGACGGAGGCUGACAUGAAAGUUCUUCUGAAGCUAGGGAGGCUGGCGUUUGAACAACUGGAGGAAGGAAACAUCAUAUUCUACCAGAAAGACCUGGAGCAGUGUGGUCUUGAUGUCACAGAGGUCUCAGUGUUAUCAGGAUUUUGUACAGAGAUCCUCAAAAGAGAGAAUGGGAUCUUCCAGAAAACAGUCUACUGCUUUGUUCAUCUGAGCAUUCAGGAGUUUCUGGCUGCAGUCUACGUGUACCACUGUUACACCAACAGCAACACAGAGGUACUGGAGGUCUUCCUGGGAGAAAACUACAAACACAGGGAAUCAAAACCAAAGUCUUUGCUCAAGAGGAUUUCAGCUUACUUCAUAAACAAUGAUAGCUGUGACCCAUCUCUGGAUGUCUUCCUGAUGGGAGCCAUGGAGAAAUCUCUAAAAAGUAAAAAUGGCCAUCUGGACCUGUUUAUUUGCUUCCUUCAUGGCCUCUCUCUGGAGUCCAACCAGAAACUCUUAGGAGACCUGCUGGGUCGACAAGAGAAUAGUCCAGAAAUCAUCCAGAGAGUUAUCAACAACCUGAAGGAGAUGAACACUGAGGACAUAUCUCCUGACAGAAGCAUCAACAUUUUCCACUGUCUGAUGGAGAUGAACGACCGCUCAGUACAUCAGGAGAUCCAAGAGUUCCUGAAGUCAGAGAACAGGUCAGAGAAGAAACUUUCUGUGAUCCACUGCUCAGCUCUGGCCUACAUGCUGCAGAUGUCAGAGGAGGUUCUGGAUGAGUUGGAUUUGGAGAAGUACAACACAUCCGUGGAGGGACGACGGAGACUGAUCCCAGCUGUGAGGAACUGCAGAAAUGCUCAACUCUCUGGCUGUGGACUCUCAAAGACUCACUGUGAAAUUGUGGCCUCAGCUCUGAAGUCCGACCCCUCCCAUCUGAGAGAGUUGGACUUGAGCUACAAUGACCUACAAAAUUCAGGAGUGAAACUGCUUUCUGCUGGACUGGAGAGUCCAAACUGUAGACUGGAGACUCUGAGAUUUAGUUUCUGUAGUUUGUCAGAGAUCAGCUGUGCUUCUCUGGCCUCUGCUCUGAAGUCAAACCCCUCCUAUCUGAGAGAGCUGGAAGUGAGUCACAACAAGCUAAAGGAUUCAGGAGUGAAGCAGCUGUGUGAAUUUCUGGAGAGUCCACACUGUAGACUGAAGACUCUGGGGUCAGUUCACUAA